Molecule: messenger RNA, 1707 nt
Organism: Penicillium odoratum
Lineage: Eukaryota; Fungi; Ascomycota; Eurotiomycetes; Eurotiales; Aspergillaceae
Product: fungal specific transcription factor domain-containing protein
Exons: 6
Coding region: 1-1707 (568 amino acids)
Biological process (GO): regulation of DNA-templated transcription
Cellular component (GO): nucleus
Molecular function (GO): transcription cis-regulatory region binding; DNA-binding transcription factor activity, RNA polymerase II-specific
Source: RefSeq, a predicted model, not a curated record
AUGUCCGAUCCUCCGAAAAAGAAGAAUUACUCGAAGGGUUCUUCUAAAACCUGUCGAAAUUGUGCCAAAGCCAAGAUACGGUGCAUCCGACACAGGGCGACCGGGAGUUGUGACCGAAGAAUAGAUGCACUGGAAACCAAAGUUGACCAGCUACUGUUGCAGUCAGGCACUCGGAGUCUUAGAGACGGUAGCAUGACAAAUGGACCCCCAGUCAGUGUUGCUGCGAUUGGCCCUGCGCCUUGCACAGAUGUAAUUGACCAAGGCCUUCUCACGAUCGAUGCGGCCAAUGUCCUUCUGAGAGGGUAUCGGACUACGCUUGCUCUGUACUGCCCGUUUGUUAUAGUCCCACCACAGGUAAACGCGGAGAUGUUGCGGCGAGACAAGCCCUUCCUUUUCCUUGCACUUAUCACAGCUGCCUUAUACGAUAAUAUGCCUCUGCAGCGAAAGUUGGAGAUAGAAAUGAAGAAGGCAAUUUCCGAAUGCAUGGUUGGUGGUGGGCAAAUUUCCUUUGAGACUUUGCAGGGACUUUUAGUCCACAUUUCAUGGUGCCAGUAUCACUCCAGGCCACGUCGGUACGCUCAGUAUUUAAAUCUUGCGAUUAGUGUCAUUACUGAUCUUCAACUGGAUCGAUCCCCCGAACAUCGAUUUUGGACAACUCGAGUCAGCUUCGAUGGGGAUGACGACAAAGACACAGUGUCCUGGGGGCGAGAAGAGAAACGCGCUGUAAUUGGCUGUUUCUAUUUCUCAUCCGCGAUAUCGCAAAUCCUUCAAAAGCGGUUUUAUUUCCCAUAUCUACCAUAUCUAGAAAGCAUUGGCGUGGAUUUGACAACAGAUCCGGAAUAUGCGUCGGACAAAUAUUUUCUUUACAUUGUGCGACUUCAACGUAUUUCAGAGAAGAUCGCUCUCUAUUCAGCCCCAAAUUUUCCUGAGCCUAGUAAGGCCAACAAUGAGCAUUCGUAUGACGAAUUGAAAGCAGAACUUUCAUUAUAUCAGACGAAUUUGCCAUUUCCUUUGACUGAAAACCAUAUUCUAUUCACGAACUUCCAUGCAGUCCAGCUAUGUUUAUGCCAAAUCUCUGUCUUUGACCACAACCUAAACGCGCAGAGCAUGCAUCAUUCUUUACCUUAUCAGAUCGAUGCUUUGCGCAUGGGGCUCGUCGUGUCCAAGACCCUGCUCGAAUUUUACAUAUCCCUUCCCCUACGCCACGAUGUUGCUUUUAAUAAUGCCAUCUGGGUUCAGCUUGGCUUCGCGGCCACUCUUGCCUGUAAGCUGUCUGUUGCAGCUAUGCGUCCCUCAGUCCAUCCCCACACAUUUGACCUGUGUCGUGCAUUUGACAUCUCCAAAUUUCUGAGCCGCUGUAUUCUCCGGAUCCAGGCCCUAGUCACGCCAGACAUGGAUGCGUCUGGCGAUAGGGAUGUGUUCUACCACUACGAAAAGCGCUUGAAGCGCGUUCAAUGGUGGUUCGGAAAUAGGGCACUAUGUGGUCUCAACAAUGACUCUUCAAAGCACGACAUUCCGCUAGGAGAAAGCCUAAGCUCAUCUACCGUAGCUGAAAGCCAGUAUCUUGAUGCUUCACAGCCUCCAAUGGAGGUCUUUGAUCCCCACUUGCAGUGGCCAGGACUUUUUCCUGAUGCCUCAAUCGAUGAACUUUUCGUUGACUGGGCAGGGCAAACAACGUCAUCCUUUGAGCAACAGCACAUGGCAUGA